CGGAACCGUAUUCAGUAGUUGAAACUGGUUGAAACAAGAGAUUAUGAUAUUGGUUGAAAGGGGCGUACGCACCUCUCUUUAGAACCUGUGAUUUCACUCGUUCCCUGCUUCACAAGGGAAAACGGGAGAAGGGGGGAAGGACAUUCCCCACUUCCGUUUUUCUUCGGGGGGGGGGAGGUUGGGGUAACGGCUACACGUAGGUUGUCGUUUGAUGGGCUACAGCAAGGUUUAUUCCCGGGGUUUAUUGUGUCUGUUUGUUCUGAUGUUUUCUCAGCCAACCCUGUUCAGCCUUUUGGGAGGGCGUGACUUCUCAUAUCUGGGUGCUUGCAAACAAUCCAACAAACAAGCAAACAAUAUCAGAUACAAGAGGAAAGCGUCACUUUUGCUGUCUUUGCUCACCACCCCUCAAAGUGGUUUUGUCCAGAAGUCCCGUGACUGCUGAAGUGUGGUCAGCUGUGGUCAGCACAGCUCCUCAACGCGAUUGUGCGCAUUUCACGGGUCCCGGAAGCUGAAGUGCUCUAUCGAAAACAUGACUCAUAUGGUAAAGUUACUGGGGGCUUCAAAGAUGUGUUCGUGAUAGGCUUAUGUUUUAAGUCCUUGCAAAUCAAGCCUGCAUUUCUCCUUGAUGAAUAGCGACAUGGAUCUUAGGAAAACUGCAACCAUAUAGCUUCUUAUGGCUACCGUAAAACAGGACAUUGAGGCAGUCAAAGAGUGGCUCUCUUCCGAAGUUAGGCUUGACAGGUAUGCAGAUAAACUUGAGUCAAAUGGUUAUACUUCCCUAGAGUUGUGUUGCACUCUCAAUGAAAAUGCACUCGAUAAAAUGGAAAUUGUAUUGCCGUAUCAUCGGAAGCGAUUUUUGAUGUAUGCUGAAAAGCUAAGAGAGAAACUUGGCUUGGGAUUAACGAACGGAGAAGACCGUGUCACCCGAAGUACGGGAUUAACAAGCCAUGGUCCCGAAACAGGAAAUGAACAGCAAGGCCCUCUCAUAAACUUUGAUAACGAAGCCCUUAGUAGAAGAAGUUCACAGUCCGCUGAUGAUAUUACCAGUGAAGAUGUCAGCGCACCCAUGCUCCCUCCAAAGAAAAAAGGUUCAGUCAAAUUACCACCUCCUAUUCCGCCGAGGGCUGACCUAGAAGAAGUGGAAGGUUCUGAUCAAAGAUCAAGGGGUGAAGAUAUUCUCACGCAAGAUCCCCACCAACAAGGACAACAAUUACAACAGUCUGAAAUUCCUCCAAAGAAGAUACCACCUCCUGUAAAACCUCCUAGAAGAACAACAGUUAAGAAACAGUCCCCUGAAAAUACUGCGGAGGACAUUUCAAAAACUGAUGAACACACUUAUACACAAGAACAGCAUGCAAUAUCUGGUGGCCAUGCCAACAAUGCUGCAGCGGUUAAUACAUCAGAAGAGGGUGAUGCUCUCCUUCAGUGUAAUUCCACAUCAGUCAUUCCACAAUUGCCUAAACCAGAGGAGGAUAGCAAGGAGGUAACUUCAGGUGAAGAGGUCAACAAAGAAAAAACCAUGCCACAGAGACCUGCACCAAAAGCACCUGAGAGAGCACCCUCCUCAAGACCGACACCGAAACCACGAACCAGAGUUAAGUCAGAAGACAACAAGUUAGUAGUGGAUUUGCUAACUAAGAGUGCAGCAGGAAAUGUUUCUGAAGGGGACUUCUCUGAUCAUCCUAACAAUACUAUUGAAAAGAGGACAAACUCAUUUUCAACACCUGGUAACAGGAGGAUUGAUUCUUCUGAAGAGAAACCAUCGACAAUGCCUAGACCUGCAUCAACGAAAAGACCAGCCCCUCCUGUCCCACCUUCCAGGCAAUCUGGUUCAGUAUUUGGGAGGGAACCAGCUGUAAAAGUUAAAGGAGAAAAUGAACAUCAGCAACAGCCAGGUGUUCCCCAGGGGAUAUCUAGGCCAGUUAUAGAUCACGCUGGACCGACUGAAGGGCACACAUCAGUUGAAUCUGCUCCUGCAGAGGGAUCAGGGGAGAAUUCUUCCAUUUAUGAUCUAGUUGGGUCCACAGAAGGCCAUAAAAAUCCUGAUGCAGGGGAAACUGACUACGAAAGUGAUGACUCUUUAGAUGGACUGGUUGAUGAUCUACCAGAACAACUGGGAAAGGCCAGAGGUGACAGUCUUGACAGUAUUGAUGAAUCUAGGAUGUCCAAAAAUAUUCUUAGUCCAAGGGUUCGCAAGAGUGAAGGAUACCUUUGGAAACAAGGAGGGCAAAAGAACAAUAAAGGAUGGAGAAAACGUUGGUUCAUUUUUGAUGGGGUGGAUUUAAGAUACUUUAAAGAUAAGGAUUCAACACAUGAAUCCCUUCAUAUAAUUCCUGUCAGUCAGAUAAAGGACAUUGAAAUUGUCAAAGAUGAGAAACGAGCAACAUUCAAAGUCAUAACUCCAAACCGGAUAUUUAUUCUCGCAUCAGAAAACAUCACGGAAAUGAAUCUUUGGUCUCAAACCCUCAUGGAGGCAAUCAUCAGCUUCAAGGGUGACAACAAAAUGUGGAAGAGUGGGGGAGAAAUGAGCGAUCCAGACAAAGAGGGAUGGGUUAAGAAACAAGGACACAAUGUUGUUGCAGAUUGGAAGAAAAGAUAUGUUGCAAUCAAAGACGACAAGAUCUGUUACUAUGACACAUAUGAGGACUUUGUUUAUGCAACACCAAUAAACUGUAUCAAUGCUAAACUUGCCAAUGUACGAAAGGUUGAAGGACACAAAAACAGAUUUGUGGUAAACACAAACAGUAAGGCUUACAGUUUUCAGGGAGAUAGUGAAUUUGAUGCGUCCUCCUGGAUUAUUGCCAUUGAAACAGCCAUCCAGAUAGGACUUGGAGAUAGAACGAUUCUUGAAAAAGUUUGGGAGAACCCCAGUAAUCGAAUUUGUGCAGACUGUGGCAUGAAAGAUCCAGUUUGGGCAUCAGUGAACUUCUGUGUUUGUGUUUGUCCCAAGUGUGUCGGUAUCCAUCGGAACCUUGGGGUGCAUUGUUCCCGAACAAGUUCUCUUUUGAUGGACCAAAAGAUCUGGAACCCAACACUUGUGGAGCUGAUGAUAAAAAUCGGAAAUGACAAAGCCAAUCAGUUGCUGGAACACAAGUUACCUGAGGAUGACAAAAUAACGCCAGACUGUGAUGUCUCGGCAAGACGUGAGUUUAUCUAUUCCAAGUAUUGGGAAAAGAAAUACUGCAAAUACCACCAGGCUUUCGGAGAUGCCGACGUUUUAGGAAAGUUCUUGCGGGAAACAGUGGUGACUGAUGAUAUCUUGACAACUAUGGAACUGAUUUUGAACAAAGUUGAUGUGCGUUUCGUUCCUUCAGAUGCCGAUGACGAGAAAACACCUCUUGAGCUGGCUGGAGAAGCUGGCCAAACUCUUCAAGCGGAACUGCUUCGUCAGAACGGCGGAGAAGGAGGUAAACUGGAUCAAAAUUCCUCGGACGACAUGCCAGCGUCAACCAACAGUGAGGCGUCACAAAGUAUUCCCAUUGAAGUAGUUUAUGAGAAGGAAGGAUUCUUGUACAAGAAGGAAGGGAACUGGAGGAAAAGAUGGUUUCUGUUGAAAGACAGACAGCUGAAGUACGCCAGAGGGCCUCACGACAAGGACGAUCUUGUGACGAUUGAUCUCCGAACUGUGACCUCACUGAUAAAGUGUCCUAAGGGAGAGCUGCUGCAGCUGGAUAUUGUUACCGUUGAAAAAACACACAGUCUGAAGGCCGACACAGAGGAGGAACUUGAGGGUUGGUACUCCGCUCUGAGAAGCAAACAGGUGUUUGAUGUUUGGCUGAGUCAGCAAGAACUUGGCUCUGAUGGCAUUCCUCACCUGGUGGCGAAAUGUCUGCAGUUUGUCGAAACCUAUGGUGGUCUUGAAAUGGAAGGAGUCUAUCGAGUGAAUGGCGGACAGUUGACAAUGAAGAAACUAAGAACGUCCUUUGAUCAGGACGCCCGCAGUGUGUUGCUAACUUUGGAUGAAUGCGGCGUUCAUGACGUCACUGGAGUGCUGAAACAGUAUCUGCGACAGCUGCCCGACCCAGUCAUCCCAGCCACAAUGUACAAACAAUUUAUUUCAGCAGGAAUGAAUCCAGACCACAAUACCAGGUUGCAGACGAUUAAAGCGCUCAUAAACCAACUUCCCAAAGUGAACCAUGACACUCUGAAGGCAAUCAUCUUUCAUUUGACGAAGGUGGUAGAGUUAGUUGUUGUGAAUAAGAUGGGAGUGCCUAAUAUUGCCAUGAUCUUCGGACCUACUCUGAUGUCCAAUGUAAACACUGGUCGAAUGGACGAUGCAUCAAUCAACCAGGAAUUCUCGAUCGUAGGAGACAUGAUCACAUAUUAUCAGUGGCUAUUCGAUGUUGGCGACGAAGAAGUAGAGAAAGACAGGAAAAUCAAAGAUGCCUCACAGAAGAUAAGAGAGCUGAUUGAAUUAAAGGAAAAAUCCCAAAAUUCUGGCGGAGAAUUCACUUUGGAUAUUUAUGUUAAAGAAAAGAAUGAUAAUCCUUGUCGACCAAAGGUUUCUUCAGAGAUGACAGCAGGAAGGCUAUGUGCUGAGAUUGUAGCGCAGAAGAAUCUAUCACGUGACGUAGACUGGGUUCUCUUUGAAGUUAUCGACGGCGGUGCUAUGGAACGUGCAUUCCAAGUCAGAGAGAAAGUCAUGUCGGCGGCAAACUGGGGGACUGGUAACUACCUGAUUGUUAAAGAGAAUUACAUCGCGGAAGAGAUCGCCCCACAUGUCGGUUCAUUACUGUCAAUUGAAGGCACCUUGCACAUCCGGGAUCCGAAAAGCAAGAGCUGGAAGCAGAGUAACGUGUGCCUGAAGAAUGGUUACAUGUCCGUCAAUAAAGAACGUGGGUCGAUAUUUAAAGCCAUCAAGUCGGACAAAUCUGAUUCUGAACAAUGGCCGCUGCAUAAACUGACCUUGUACGUGGGCGUUCCAGCUGAGAAAGCAACCAAAGGAGUGGACACUAGUUGCGGAUUCACUGUUGUUGUGAAAACGGACCAAGAGGAUAUCGUCAGGUAUAUGUGUGUAAAGGACAAAGCUGAUAGAAAUCGUUGGUUGGCAGCCAUACUUAACAUGAAGGUAUGUACGAUUGUUGUUGCUCAUAUUUAUAUACAGCUGAUAGCCUGUCUCUAAGCUUAAUUUUCUUCCUGAGUGGUCAAACAAGAAACGAGUGUUCAUUGGUUUCAGUUCAGCAGUAAUGUCACGUGAUUCUUGCAUGCGUUUUGACUGGUUAGUUAUGAAGCUGAUUGGU
This is a messenger RNA of Orbicella faveolata, 5240 nucleotides long. RefSeq names its product arf-GAP with Rho-GAP domain, ANK repeat and PH domain-containing protein 1-like. The record is from RefSeq and is a predicted model, not a curated record. Gene Ontology annotation, cellular component: cytoplasm. Gene Ontology annotation, molecular function: protein binding; GTPase activator activity; phosphatidylinositol-3,4,5-trisphosphate binding. Gene Ontology annotation, biological process: signal transduction. NCBI's taxonomy places the organism in Eukaryota, Metazoa, Cnidaria, Anthozoa, Scleractinia, Merulinidae.